UGAAGUUUUUUCCUUGUCAAAACAUUCUAUCGAUUAUUGCUGUGACCUCAAUUUAUAUUCGUGGUUGCUUAAAUAUCAACUAAUAUGUCUUCUAUUAUACAAAAGUGUAAUGAUGACAACAUCCCUCUGGCUGAUGAUGACCCUCAAGUUAUAAUCUCCGAUGACGUUGAUAAUAAUCGCUUAGAUCACGGAAGAUCUAUGGACUCGCUGCCAAGUUCUUAUACCGGAGGUUCUUCGAGCCCUGGUUUAAAUGGGCCUGGUAGUUUUGAACCAGAUUCCGGAAUCGAUGAACAAGAAGAAAAGGCGCGGCUGAUUUCGCAAGUUUUGGAACUUCAGAAUACACUGGAUGAUCUGUCACAAAGAGUUGACUCAGUGAAAGAAGAAAAUUUGAAGCUACGUUCAGAAAAUCAGGUCCUAGGCCAAUACAUAGAGAAUUUAAUGUCAGCUUCGUCUGUAUUCCAAUCUACCACACCUAAUGUUCAUAAGAAGUAAAUGAUUCAUAUGGCACUUUUUAUCUGCCCUGACAUAGAAAGACUGAGAUGGAAAAUGCUUACAGACAAACAACUUGUAUUUAUCAAAACUUUAACAACCAGUAUAAUUGAAACAUUAAAUACCCCUGUAAUGAUAAAUAUUUGUUACAUAUAUUGUAUUAAGAUAUAGUAAUCAUAUAACUUUAAAAGGAAAAGGUGCACACAACAUUUUACUAUGUUUUAACAUUGAAAAUUUUUCAUCUCAGAUUGUGUUUUUCACCUAGUUAUAAAUUUGGCACUCACCAGCUUUACAAAUGCAGCCAAUAUGAUAAAGCUAUAAUGUGUGUGGUGCUGAGAAAAGCUUUGUUUUUAAAAGCAGUGCUCUUACAAAUUUAUAUUUGUAAAAAAUAGGGGAAUCGUUGAAGUAAUAUAAAUUUAUAUGGAGUUUUUUUUAAGUUUCUUAAAGUUAAUAGUGACCAUGCUUUAUUGUAAAAUAUUUUAUUAAUUCAUUAAAAUCAUAUAAUUAAAUAAGAUAGAUAUAUUUAUAACUUAGAAUGAUUCAAGACCAACUAAUAUUCUUCUAUAUGGUAAUACACUUUAUUAUACAUUCCACUCACAAAUUGUUUUAAUAAAGGCUCUCUUACAAAGUGAAAUCUCAAAAAUCUUGUUUUAUUUUACUAUUGUUUAAUCUAAUAGCUUUUAAAUAUAUAUUUAUUAACACUAAA
Messenger RNA from Melitaea cinxia (Glanville fritillary), 1195 nucleotides. Its product is annotated as short coiled-coil protein homolog. The record is from RefSeq and is a predicted model, not a curated record. NCBI's taxonomy places the organism in Eukaryota, Metazoa, Arthropoda, Insecta, Lepidoptera, Nymphalidae. Bases 85 to 492 code for a protein of 135 amino acids. Gene Ontology annotation, cellular component: trans-Golgi network. The transcript is spliced from 2 exons.